UAACCUAAAACACAAAAAAACAACAAGACUGAAUAUUAUGUGUAUAUUUUAGAAUAAAAAGAAAAUGGAUAGGUCUAACGAGAACAGUGUGAUUUGCAUCUGCAACGAAAACGAAAACGAUAUACUGGAUUGCUUAUCAUCGAAUGUGGAAAUUGUCUACUCGUUCCGAGACCGGUACUUCGAAAAUCAUUCUGUGGAAGAUGCAAUCAAUAAAAAUGAAGAAUUAGAAGCAUUAAUGAAUGAAGCUUUAACACUGUUCAACAAGCAUGAGAAGACAGCUCUUGAUCUCGACAAGGCGAAAUACAGCUAUUUACGUGGACGUCUUUUAAAUGUGUUACCAAAAUUUAGUCCUGAAUCAGAAGUUUUACUCUCAAGGGCUUGUAAAUUGAAUCCGAAACUUAUGGAAGCCUGGAAUGAACUUGGGGAGAGCUACUGGAAAAAAGACGACCUAGUAGAAGCUAAAAAUUGCUUUAAACGCGUUGCUGAAUAUGAUCCUAAUAAAAAUAAAGUUGCCUUGAGAAAUCUAUCCAUGCUGGUCAGGCAAGAAGUCACAAGCAAUGCAGAAGAAAGAAAACAAAGUGUCGAAAAAGGUUUGGCAUAUGCAAAGGAGGCAGUACAAGUGGAUCCACAAGAUGGUGUUUCUUGGUCCAUCUUAGGCAAUGCUCAUUUGUGCAGUUUUUUUGCCAUCCACCAAAAUCCUAAGACUUUAAAACUUUGCCUCAGUGCAUACCUACAAGCUGAAAAAGAUGUGCUUGCAAAAAGUAGACCUGAACUCCAUUACAAUAAAGGAAUUACACAUAGAUAUGAAGAAGAAUAUUUGUUAGCUUUAGAAUCAUUUAAGAAUGCCAGUCUGUUUGAUCCAACAUGGGAAUCACCGAAAAUUAAACAAGAACAACUUCUAAAGUAUUUGAAUGAAGUCGUCGAUUUAGUAACAACUCAUGGGAAAAUGAAGGCAAAAAGAUUACAACAACUUUUACAAUCUAUUGAUUCUAAACUACUGGGGCCUUAUAAUGGCGGCAGUUAUACAUCUUCACAUGGCCAAACAGUAAAACUAGUAGAAACUUCUUUAAAAGACUUAAAUCCUGGCAUAAAUGAGGAAAAAGUAGUACUUGGAAAAGUAGUUUGUUCUAUUAGAAAUGAAGACACAGUACCAUUUACAUUCUGUUUAGUGGACAAACAAGGAACAUGUGUAGUUGUAUCAAUUUUUAACUUGUCUAGUGGAAAAGGUGUGAUAAUCGGCGACUCGGUGGCAAUUCCUGAACCAUUUGUAGUGGAUAAUAACUUUACCUACAAUAAUAAGGAAUAUAAAUUUCGUUUGAUUCGUGUAGAAACUCCUUUAAUUCUAGUAAUAAACGGUAGAAAAGCAAACAGAGAUCUUCAAGCGGGCGUUCAGAUGUCCCUCUUUAAAAAGUAUGACUGACAAUAACUCUAAUUUAAAAUUUUAACAAACCUAACAACCUUUUAAUAAGCAAAGCUGUGACGAAAAUUCGACUAUUGCAAAGCAGUAGUACAAAAACGAUAAUUUAUUGCUAUAUUUUGGUAAGAUCUUGAUUGAAAGAGAGAGACUUGUGAAGUCUCACACAUGAAAUGUGGAUUUGUUAACUUUUAUUGUAGGAAUGAAUUCAGUUUUGUGCUUUUUAAACGGACGAUAAAUCACUUUAUGAAGCUUUAAUUUUUAUUAACACGAUUUAUUUGUAUUACAUUUUUUUACAAUGAAAUAUACUGAUCUUUUUUAUCAA
Messenger RNA from Aethina tumida (small hive beetle), 1739 nucleotides. RefSeq names its product tetratricopeptide repeat protein 5. The record is from RefSeq and is a predicted model, not a curated record. The coding region runs from base 65 to 1420 and encodes 451 amino acids. The transcript is spliced from 8 exons. NCBI's taxonomy places the organism in Eukaryota, Metazoa, Arthropoda, Insecta, Coleoptera, Nitidulidae. Gene Ontology annotation, molecular function: protein binding.